Messenger RNA from Arabidopsis lyrata subsp. lyrata, 1170 nucleotides. RefSeq lists its product as uncharacterized. The coding region runs from base 1 to 1170 and encodes 389 amino acids. NCBI's taxonomy places the organism in Eukaryota, Viridiplantae, Streptophyta, Magnoliopsida, Brassicales, Brassicaceae. The record is from RefSeq and is a predicted model, not a curated record. The transcript has a single exon. Gene Ontology annotation, molecular function: nucleic acid binding; RNA-DNA hybrid ribonuclease activity.
AUGCUAGUCAAAGACCUGCUGGACCCGGUAACCAAUGAGUGGAACCCAGCAGCCAUCCGGUCUACUUUACCUCAGUAUGAGGACGCCAUAAGAUCUAUCAACACCAAUAACUUACAGUUACAUGAUUCCUUGAUUUGGCUACCUGAAAAAUCAGGAAUUUACUCCACCAAAACGGGAUACCACCUAGCUGCUAAUGGUUCUUUUGCAGGGACUGAGCCUCCUAAGGAUUUUAGCUGGACAAAGAGCAUCUGGCAGUUAAAAGUGAUCCCAAAAAUUAAAAACUUCCUGUGGAAGGCAUCUAACGGAGCUCUCUCCCUAGGCAGCAACUUGGCAAAAAGAGGCUUGAUGACUUCACUCUGUUGUAAAAGAUGUGGAGAGCGGGAAGAUGAACUCCACCUCUUCCUCCAUUGUCCUUAUACGCAAAGAGUGUGGUCAGCGGCUCCCCUGUACCAUCACUUUCUCGCAGGUACCUUCCCAAACUUCCAAGCUCUGUUAACCAAGGCUCUGUUAUCUGUUGCGCUGCCCCCCUUGGGUCUGUAUGCAACUCCUAUGGCUCCCUGGAUUAUGUGGAACCUGUGGAAAGCCAGGAACCUCCUCAUCUUUGAAGACAUAGCCUUCUCAGAACAGGAUAUAAUUCUGAAAUCCCUAAAGGAAGCUAACGAGUGGCAAUCAGCUCAAUUAGCUUUACCAAAACAACGUGCUAGACCCGUAGCUCCCCUGACUACGCAGCAUAACAUUCCAACCCACAAAUGCUAUGUCGAUGCGGCAUGGAGUGCUCCCACAGGAAACUGCGGCCAAGGCUGGAUCCUUUUGGACCCGCUGGGGAACACCCUUAUCCGAUCAUCUAUGUCUCGAGGCUUUGUAGGUUCCGCGCUAUCUGCUGAAGCUCUGGCCAUCCGGAGUUCACUAACAGCGCUGUCGAGGUCCCCCAUCCUCGCGUCUAUCAGGCGGCUUGAAGUUCACUCGGACUCUCAAGUCCUGAUAUCCAUCCUCAACUCCAAAGCUAGUUCUAAAGAACUCAAAGCUAUCAUCCAUGACAUCUUUUGUCUAAGUACAAAGUGGUCAUCUAUCUCUUUUAUUUUCGUCCCUAGGUUGGACAAUGUAAUCUCUGAUUCCUUAGCAAAGACUGCAUUGAUUGCAGCAAACUCUUCCUCCCUUAGGGGAGUGUAA